Colletotrichum spaethianum is the source of this 246-nucleotide messenger RNA. RefSeq lists its product as uncharacterized. The record is from RefSeq and is a predicted model, not a curated record. The coding region runs from base 1 to 246 and encodes 81 amino acids. Lineage: Eukaryota; Fungi; Ascomycota; Sordariomycetes; Glomerellales; Glomerellaceae. The transcript has a single exon.
AUGCCUGCUAGCCAGAUCGCUUCGCCUUUGCCCAUUCCUCCCCAGCGGAGGAACCUGCGUCUAAUGACGGGCCAAGACCUCUACACCAGCCUCAACGCAACUCUCGCCUCGACUACCCACCGCCCGGUGACGCCCGUCCACAUGAUCCAAGAGAACGACUACAGUGUUCCCGCUCCCCCACCCCGAGCCCAGUCUCUUUCGCCGCGGAACACUGGCAGUCAUCGAUCCGUCGCUAGACCGUUUUGA